ACAUUCCCAAACAUGGCAAUGCAUCAAGCAGACAAAGUAUUUGGUACUCUUUGUGAACUGUUACCUGAAACAGAAGGAUUUGAGUGUCAUCGAUUCAAGGUUGGAUCCUACAAUGCUCUGGUUGAACGAGAUUUUAAAUUAUGUUAUGACGAUAAUGUAAUGGCAGCAGUUGUGCUAAAUACACCAUCGUUUCUCGAAACAACGUUCAAAAAUUGGCUCAUCUCACAAAAAGGCGUAGAUGAAACUGUGAACGACUUGAUUGCGAAAUUUGGAGCUAAUCCUCUACAAGCUUACUUCACAGAAAAAUUUCGUGCAGUCAAAAAGGCUUUGUUGCCGUUUGAAGCAGAGGUCAUUCAAGAUUUUGAUUUCUCUAAACAAUGGGUUCCAAAAGUAUUACUUACAACGUGUGGUAUGGUUUCUGGUGCUGCUUACUAUUAUCGGCCAUCACCUGGACAAGAUUUACUAAUUGUUGACCCAAUAAGUCAUGUCAAAAAGCGUCGUAUGGGUUUAUCAUUACAUCCGAAAUUUGGUGGUCACUUUGGUUUUCGGGCAGUUUUCAUAUUCAAAGAUAUCGAAUUAGCACACGAAUUCAAAGAAAGACAAGCACCAAUGAUAUUGGAUACAAUUGAAAAACAAGAAGAAGCACUUAAUUUAUUCAAUUAUCAUUGGUUAGACGGACGAUUCCGUGAUUGUGGUGAUCCUAUUGAGAGAUAUUCUGAGUUACAGAUGAAAUUCUUUAGCACAGCACCGAUUCGUAGAUGGUCAUUGAUUGAACAUUGGUUCAACGAAAAAAUAAUCAUGGAAAAAUAUGAGAAAAUACUGGAGCGGUUGCAUGAGGAGGUUGCAGAAAAAGAUGGAUUAGAAUUGCACAUUUUUAAGGUUGGAUCCUACAAUUCAUUGGCUUCAAGUUACUUCCAAUUGCCUUACGAUGAGAAUGCGAUGGCUGUUUUAGUGCUCAAUACACCGUCUUUUUUCGAAACCACCUUCAAAUCGUGGUUAAAAUCACAACAAAAAAGUGGCGAAACUUUGAAAGAUUUGAUCGAGAAGUUUGGUUCAAGCCCAAUACGAGCAUAUUUCAGUGAGAAAUUUGAUAAUCUCAAGAGGAGUUUUAUACCAGUUGAAGUUGUCGUACUACACGAUUCUGACGUUCAGUCAAACCGACGUCCCGUUGUCCUUAUGACAACUUGUGGGCAUGUUUCUGGUGCUGCAUUCUUUUAUAGACCUCCUGAAGACGCGCUACGAUGGUUUGAUCCGGAAACAAAGAAAGUGAAACGUCGUAUGGGAUUGAGUCUUCAUCCUAAAUUCGGUGGUCAUUUCGCGUAUCGAGCCGUGUUGAUAUUUCCUGAAAUUCAUCUGCCAGCUGACUUCCAGGAGAACCGACCGGUGAUGCGAUUAGACACGAUUGAGAAACAAAAUGAGGCGAUCACACUUUUCAACGAGCAUUGGAAAGAUGUUAAUAGUAAUAACAUCUUAACAAUGGAAGAGAAAGAAACAUGCGAAAGUGCUAUGAAUAAACUCCAUGAAGUGUUUCCUGAUCAAGAAGGCUUCGAGCUUCAUCAGUUCAAGAUUGGUUCAUAUAAUGAGGUAGCAGGCGCGUGUUUCCAACUUGCAUAUGAUGAAAACGCGAUGGGAGUUGUUGUUUUGAAUACGCCAUCGUUUUUUGAAACAACAUUCAAAAAAUGGAUUCAAGCAAAGCACAGACCCAACGAACGUGUUGAAGAACUGGCGAAACGUUUCCCAGCUGGUCCAAUUUCUGCAUAUUUCAAUGAAAAAUUCGACGUGGUCAAAGAGCUGUUCUCUGGAUCGAGCCUUGUCGCAGUACACGAUUUCGAACUGCUGCCCAAUCGACGACCGAAAAUCAUGAUGACCACUAGUGGACACGUUUCUGGUGCUGUUUUUUUCUAUCACCCACCUGAAGAAGCAUUCGGCAUUUCCAAUAAAGCACUGUUGACAAAUAAACGUCGAACGGGAGUUUGUUUACAUCCCAAAUACGGCGGUUAUUUUGCUUUUCGUGGGGUGUUCGUUUUUCCGAACGUUCAUUUGCCAGCCGAUUUCAAGGAGAAACGAGCGCCAAUGGUUUUGGACACGAUAGAAAAGCAAGAAGAAGCGAUUGCACUCUUCAAUCAUCAUUGGUGGGAUGGAAAGUUCAGAGAUUGUGGCAAUCCUGUUGAAAAAUACAGUGACCUACAAUUGAAAUAUUUCAGUACAAUGCCUGAAAAACGUUGGUCAAUAAUUGCGCAUUGGUUCCAGUAA
Anisakis simplex (herring worm) is the source of this 2253-nucleotide messenger RNA. The record is from the annotation of a GenBank genome assembly. Lineage: Eukaryota; Metazoa; Nematoda; Chromadorea; Rhabditida; Anisakidae.